ACAAAGUUACCAACAUCCACUUCCGGAAUGUCGAGAAACAAAAUAAUGAAGAUGGUUAGAAGAUUCCCUUCCUAGCCCUACGAAAAAGCGCAUCGUCUCUGUAUCUUCGAACGAAGCAUGCUGAUGUUGUGGUGAAUAUAUAUUGUCAUGGUGGAAAAUUCUCCCUCCCCCCUGCCAGAAAGAGCCAUCUACGGCUUUGUUCUGUUCCUUGGCUCACAAUUUGGCUUCUGUUUGUAUUUGGUGUGGGCCUAUGUACCAGAUGAAUGGCUUCAUUCAAUAGGGCUUACUUACUGGCCUCAAAAGUAUUGGGCUGUUGCUGUGCCAAUCUAUCUGCUGGCUGCAGUAGUAGUCUGUAUAGUCAUGUUGUUUGGGGUGAACAUGAUUAACACUGCUCCACUCAGCUCAGUGGACAACAUAACAGAUGUCUAUGCCAGAGGUCAGCGGAUAGAUGAUUGCCAGAAGAGGGCCAUACCCAGAUUAAAGGAUGUUUCCAUCAGUGAAGUGAACAGAAUUUUUUAUUUAUCACCACAAUGACAACCAGAUUCAUCGCAAAGUGAAUACGGGACCAGAAAGUAUGGCAUUACCUCAGUGAGGAUGCUGACUAAGAAAAUUAACAAAUAGAUGAUUGAUGCAGUGUUUUAUAUGCACUGCAGAGAUAAUUGCUUGAUGGAAAAGUGUUUUCUCAUAUGAUCUUUAUUUAGUAUUUGUCAAGAGCUACAGUUUUUCUCCCCCCUAUUGUAAAUGUCUUUCAAAUUAUUUCCUUUUUUUUUAUUGGAAUUUUCAUUUUGUGGUAUAAAUGAUUUGGGCCUGGAUUCACAAGUCGUCUGAAAAAUAAAUCUCAGAAGCUCCUCAAGAAGAGCAUUCCGUAGAAAGUUCUUGGAUGCAAUUUUGUAACAUUUAUCACAAACUUCACACACAUUUUCAUGUUAAUAUGUUCAUUAUCUUCUUGUUUUAAAACCAUGUGAACUGA
Molecule: messenger RNA, 970 nt
Organism: Oncorhynchus kisutch (coho salmon)
Lineage: Eukaryota; Metazoa; Chordata; Actinopteri; Salmoniformes; Salmonidae
Gene: pigp
Product: phosphatidylinositol glycan anchor biosynthesis, class P
Exons: 5
Coding region: 148-534 (128 amino acids)
Biological process (GO): GPI anchor biosynthetic process
Cellular component (GO): endoplasmic reticulum
Molecular function (GO): phosphatidylinositol N-acetylglucosaminyltransferase activity
Source: RefSeq, a predicted model, not a curated record